Molecule: messenger RNA, 1096 nt
Organism: Myiozetetes cayanensis
Lineage: Eukaryota; Metazoa; Chordata; Aves; Passeriformes; Tyrannidae
Gene: SAE1
Product: SUMO1 activating enzyme subunit 1
Exons: 7
Biological process (GO): protein sumoylation
Cellular component (GO): SUMO activating enzyme complex; cytoplasm
Molecular function (GO): SUMO activating enzyme activity
Source: RefSeq, a predicted model, not a curated record
AGGAGCUUUGAAGGGGUCGCGAGGGGCUGCGAGGGGCUUUGGUGGACCGUGAGGGGUCUGAGAGACCUUGAGGGGCUGCUUUGAGGGGUGUGAGAGACCUUAAGGGGCCGCGAAGAGCUCUGAGGGGGUCGUGAGGAGCUUUGGGAGGUCUGAGAGACCUCGAGGGUUUGUGAGGGGCUUUGAGGGAUUUUCAAAGGGUCUGAGGGGCCGCGGCGAUGGUGGAGAAGGACGAGUCCGGCCCCGGCGGCAUCAGCGAGGAGGAGGCGGCUCAGUACGACCGGCAGAUCCGCCUCUGGGGGCUCGAGGCCCAGAAACGGUUGCGGGCGUCGCGGGUGCUGCUGGUGGGGCUGCGGGGGCUGGGGGCCGAGGUGGCCAAAAACCUCAUCCUGGCCGGGGUCAGGGGGCUCACCCUGCUGGACCAUCGACAGGUAUCCCCGGAGGACACUGGUGCCCAGUUCCUGAUCCCGGCGGGCUCGGAGGGCCGGAACCGUGCGGAGGCGUCGCUGGAGCGGGCGCAGAGCCUCAAUCCCAUGGUGGAGGUCAAGGCCGACCCCGAGAGCGUCGACUCCAAACCCCAGGAGUUCUUCACCCAGUUUGACGCGGUGUGCCUGACCGGCUGCUCCCGGGAAUCCAUGGUGAGGAUCGACCAGAUCUGCCACAAGAGCGGCGUCAAGUUCUUCGCCGGCGACGUUUUCGGCUACCACGGCUUCAUGUUCGCCGACCUGGGCCACCACGAGUUCGUGGAGGAGAAGCCCAAGGUGGCCAAGGGCAGUUCGGGGGUGGAGGACGGGCCCGAGGCCAAGCGGGCCAGGGUGGAGCCGGCUGAGACCACCAUGGUCAAAAAGCGCCUGGAAUUCUGCUCCCUGCGGGAAGCCCUGGCCGUGGAGUGGCGUGGGGAGAAGGCGGCGGCCGCGCUGCGACGGACGGCGCCCGACUACUUCCUGCUCCAAGUUCUGCUGCGGUUCCGCUCGGAGCAGGGUCGGGAUCCGUGUCCCGGCAGCGGAUCCGAGGAUUCCCAGCGGCUCCUGCGGCUGCGCCGGGAGGUGCUGGAGUCGAUGGGGGUGGGGCCCCACCUGCUGCCCGACACCUUCCACAG